Molecule: messenger RNA, 821 nt
Organism: Drosophila innubila
Lineage: Eukaryota; Metazoa; Arthropoda; Insecta; Diptera; Drosophilidae
Product: matrix-remodeling-associated protein 7
Exons: 2
Coding region: 102-623 (173 amino acids)
Source: RefSeq, a predicted model, not a curated record
CUAAAAAAAAAUGAUGAAAUGGCAGCACUGGUUUUGCUUGAGGUUAUCAAAACAGAAGGACGUAGAAUAAUUGAAAGCAUACCAAAAAGAAAAUCAAAAUAAUGCAAAAUACGGUUAAAUCAUCGGGCGACAUAUGGUUUGAUCCAUCCGGGUACUAUGUUGUGGCCUUGACCACGCUGCUGCUGUGCAUAUUGAUAUCGUUAUACUUUGCCAACUUCUUGAAGAGCGAUACCGAACUAGAGGAUGAAGGCCUUGGUGCUGAUGAGGUGCGAUUGGAGGACGAUUCCGAGUUGCAGGCACAAAUAAGAACGCGGCUGCAAAACGAAAUCGACGAUGACGAGGCAUACGAGGAGGAGCAGGAAGCGUUCAGCGAGAGCGACACCGAACAGGCGCCUGGAAAGGUACACACCUAUAGCAAUCUAAUGGGCGAAAUUAAAGCAAAGCGUUAUCAACAUAAACUGGAAAAGAAUCUAUCGCCGAGUCAGAUUGAGGAGGAGCGCCGAAUUGAACGUGAACAAUUGGCGGCUAUAUUUGAGUUAUUGCGCAAACAGGAGGAUGAAUUGAAUCUCAAGGAUCGUAUAAGCGAUACCGAACUCAAGCAACAAGUGAAACUAUAUCGUUAGUCUACAUACCAUAAAGAGUUGGAGAAUCAUUCCAAUUUAACCUGAAUGUGUGAUUAAGCGGGACUUUUAUUUACCUGGCUGUGGAUGUGAAUCGAUUUGGAACAGAGUCCCGAACAAAAUGUGCAGAUCCAGUAUCUCAAGUCAUUUUAGUGACAAAGAAAAAAGUUUAACUUUUUUUCCAAGGACCGCAAAUAAGAG